UAUCCAAUAAUAUGGAGCCCAUCAUUACAAGUGCAGACACAGCAUUUAACAACAGCCAUAGGGCAUUGGUCUUCAAAGAUAUAACCGUCGAAUUAUCUACACAAGGCGACUUUCAUUUGACAGAAGCUGUUCUUCUCGUCCUAGAAAUCACUUUAAAUGGCAAG
This is a messenger RNA of Acaulospora colombiana, 164 nucleotides long. The record is from the annotation of a GenBank genome assembly. NCBI's taxonomy places the organism in Eukaryota, Fungi, Glomeromycota, Glomeromycetes, Diversisporales, Acaulosporaceae.